AUGCCUCCGCCCGAAUCUCGCCCCCUCCUCCUCUCCCAGAACCGCAAGCUUCGUCACCUCCGCGGCAUCUAUCUCCGAAACCUCAGCUUCGUCCGACCCCGAGGCCGUACUAUCGACGACACCCUUCUAAAUGCGACGCCCGCCAAGAUCGAAGCUCUUCGCGAUACCCCUCAUCUCCACCAUGCUCUCUCGAGCGACAACAUUCGCCCCAAGGCGCCACGGCGCAGGAGCACCGCCCUCGCUCAGGCCAGUCCUCUGACGAGGCAGCGCAUGUUGCAAUUGACUGUCGACGGUAGAGCUGCCGACGUGUUCUUUUCCCUGCACUGCGAGGACGAGGAGGAGCCUGUCUACAUCUCUGAGCUGAAGGAGCACGCGACUAUUUGGGCCAAGCGAACCUCGUGGACGUUGCUUCUCGAAGAUAUUAUCGACCUCCGAAGUCUACACUUCAUCGGCAGCCUUCAGAACCACAAAUUCCCUCCCAAUGCCCUUAUCUUUCACCUGGCCGACGGCGUGUACUCGUUGGAUGUCUUGGGAAAGCCGGCGCAUCCCAAAGACCUUCCGCCGCUCCAUACAUCUUCCUACAAUGCCCUCAUGAAGCUCGCGACGCUCGACAACUCCAUCCAGGAUGCUAUUGCCACUCAGGAACAGAUCACCUCCCAGAUUAACGAUAUACUCGAAACAAUACCCCACGAUGAGGCUCCCGCGGCCGAAGAGAAGGUGAAAUUGGCGCGCAAAUACGUGGCGGCAGAGCAGCGUGCCCUCAAAGCGUCCGAGAAGCGCCGCGAAGAGCUACGGGAGUCGCUAAAGGCGCGCAGAGAAGCCAUUGCGAACGGGCGUUCCCUCCAGGAUAAGGCAGAGAAGGACGUGGCCAACGCGACGGAGCACCUUGCCGCCUCCAAGGCCCUGCUUUCUGACACCCAAGGCCAGAUACGCGGGCAGCGACGUCGCAUAUGCUCCGACCUGGCACACAUCUAUCAGAUCCUUCCAACCCCCUCCGGCGGUCCUCUCAACUUCCAAGUCGCGGGUUUGCCGCUCCCUAAUUCAGAGUACGACACAUCUGCGUCCCGGGGCGCGGAUGAUGAUCUUUUGUCCGCCGCCCUCGGCUACGUUGCAAGCCUCACAGACCACUUGCAGUACUACCUCUGCGUCCCUUUGCCGUACCCCAUCACACCCUUCGCCUCGCGCUCCUCCAUCCGAGACGACAUCUCCCUCCUGACCGACCUCAACUCCGCUCAAGCCGCCAGACAGCGCGACUUCCCACUCUACAUUCCGCGCGGAGGGUCAACAGCAGCCCACUACCGCUUCGACUAUGGCUGGUUCCUCCUCAACAAGAACAUCGAAGCCCUCUGCGCCAGCCAGGGCCUCAAAGUCCCAGACAUACGCCAGACGCUGCCCAACCUCAAAUACCUCCUUUACGUAUGCAGCGCCGGCACCGACGAGCUGCCCGGUCGCAAGGUAGGCGGCGUUCGCGGCCUCUGGGCUGGCCGCUUUUCAGGACGCACGGCAUCCUCCGUCAGGGGAGGCGACGGGGACACGAGCAGCAUUGGCGACGGGAGUCGCCGCGGUAGCAACGACAGCGAGUAUCUCAGCCGCCAACGCGAUGAGCUCCGGAAGGCCCUGGCUGCGAGGGAUGACGCCGCCUCGCCGGAGCUUCCCUCUUUUUCACCUGCAGGUCUACCGUUUGAUGAGGGACAGAUGAAAUUGUCACUUCGUACCAAGGGUAUGAGAGAAAACGUUGGGACUUGA
Molecule: messenger RNA, 1746 nt
Organism: Colletotrichum chrysophilum
Lineage: Eukaryota; Fungi; Ascomycota; Sordariomycetes; Glomerellales; Glomerellaceae
Exons: 2
Coding region: 1-1746 (581 amino acids)
Biological process (GO): SNARE complex assembly
Cellular component (GO): lytic vacuole; endosome
Molecular function (GO): SNARE binding
Source: RefSeq, a predicted model, not a curated record